AUGAAGCCGGAAAAGCGAACACCAAUACCCGCAGUAACUGAAAACAUACCUGCAAUGGAAAUAAAAUAUUCGGAUUGCAAGGAAGAAAUGACAACGGAAACGGUGACUGAGGAAACAGAACCUGAACGCGGGAAUUGGACGGGACGUUUCGACUUCCUAUUAUCACUUCUAGGAUAUAGCGUUGGAUUAGGCAAUGUCUGGCGAUUUCCAUAUCUCUGUUACAAUAACGGUGGAGGUGCAUUUUUAAUUCCGUUUACGGUGAUGCUUGUGAUUGCGGGUCUUCCGCUUAUGUUUAUGGAAUUAUCGUUUGGCCAAUACGCUGCUCUAGGACCCGUCGCAGUUUAUAAUAGAUUCUGUCCUCUCUUCCGAGGAUUGGGUUAUGGAAUGGUCAUAGUAUCCUGCAUAGUAAUGUUGUAUUAUAAUCUCAUCAUCGCCUGGACAAUUUACUAUAUGGUCGUAUCAUUCGCGAGUAUAUUUUAUCAACUCCCCUGGCAAAACUGUGACGCCGACUGGAGUACUAAAUUCUGCUACUCAUACGAAGAGGCAGACAGGUGUCAGGCACAAAACGGCACAUAUUACUUACGAGAAUGUCUGAAUCAAAGUUACGCUACCCUUCACGACUAUGUAUCAAAGGCUGAAAAGGCUCUACGUCGACCUCCCGCUGAAGAAUAUUUUACUAAUCAAGUGCUGGGAUUAUCGUCUGGAAUUGAAGAAACAGGUCAAAUUCGUUUGGGCAUGGCUGGUUGUUUAUUUGCCGCCUGGCUUAUUGUGUUUCUCUGUUUAUGCAAAGGUGUUCAAUCAUCAGGAAAGGUGGUAUACUUUACGGCGCUAUUUCCAUACGUUGUACUUGUAAUACUAUUCAUUCGGGGAGUAAGUUUGCCAGGAGCGUCAACGGGAAUCUUAUUUUAUUUAACGCCAGAUUUUAGCCAACUUGCUAACGCUCAGGUGUGGGGUGAUGCUGCAGUCCAAAUAUUUUUUGCCCUGAGUCCAGCUUGGGGAGGUCUGAUAACACUGUCGUCCUACAACAAGUUUUCAAAUAACUGCUACAUUGAUUCAUUAAUAGUGGCUGUGUCAAACAUAGCAACAUCAUUUUUUGCUGGCUUGGUUAUAUUCUCUGUGAUAGGAUUUUUGGCUCAUGAGUUGCACGUAAGCGUAGAUCGAGUAGUAGAUCAAGGAGCAGGCCUAGCGUUUAUAGUCUAUCCUGAAGUCGUAACUAGACUACCAGUCUCACCACUUUGGUCAAUUUUGUUCUUCGUUAUGCUUUUAACUUUAGGACUUGACUCUCAGUUUGCCUUAAUGGAAACUGUAACAACUGCUAUAUUGGAUCGAUUUCCUAAUUUUCGUCAAAAGAAAGUUUGGGUUGUACUAACGGUAGCCAUAUUUGGUUACAUUGGUGGUUUGAUUUUUACGACUAAUAGUGGAAUGUAUUGGUUACAACUUAUGGACAAAUAUGCGGCAAAUUGGUCGGUCCUCAUUAUUGCUAUCGGUGAAUGCAUUCUAAUAGCCUGGAUUUACGGUGCAGAAAAGUUUUGCCGAGACAUACAGACGAUGAUCGGGAGGCAAUCAAAACUUUGGGUUUUGUUUUGGAGUGCUAUGUGGCGAGUCAUCACCCCAGCUGCUCUAGUGUUUAUUUUGGUAUUUAAUUGGAUCGAGUACAAACCUGCAUCGUAUGGACAAUAUGUGUACCCUAUGUGGGCUGAUGCUGUUGGCUGGAUAGUUGGAGUUUUACCAAUUGUGGUAGUAGUUCUUAUGGCAAUUGAUAAGAUUUGCAAUGGACCUGAUGACCUGACGAUUAUGGAGAAAGCCCGCGUUCUUGCUCGUCCGACGGAGGAGUGGGGCCCGGCGUCGGGGUCGGUGUGCAGUGCACUGCGCAUGGAGACCGAGUUGUCGCCGCCCGUGCUGCUGCUCCACGGCCGGCACGUGCUCCGCGAGCGCGGCGCAUGACCCCCGCACGCUCAUCCGCUUAUUGCCAUGCGGAAGACAUCUCAUGACGGCAUUGACGCAACUUCUAUUACUAGUGGCAUUGAAAAUGAAAUAAAGAAAGCAGGGGCAAACUUCAGUAAAA
Melitaea cinxia (Glanville fritillary) is the source of this 2065-nucleotide messenger RNA. It is a transcript of the gene GlyT, whose product is annotated as sodium- and chloride-dependent glycine transporter 1-like. Bases 1 to 1944 code for a protein of 647 amino acids. Gene Ontology annotation, biological process: sodium ion transmembrane transport. Gene Ontology annotation, cellular component: membrane. The record is from RefSeq and is a predicted model, not a curated record. The transcript is spliced from 13 exons. NCBI's taxonomy places the organism in Eukaryota, Metazoa, Arthropoda, Insecta, Lepidoptera, Nymphalidae.